CCUCCCAUCCCCUCCUAUCAAGCCCCUUCGCGUUUUCAUCACGAAACUCUUGCCCUUGAGCCCUAUCAUCUAAGAAAUUGCCUUGUAUUGAAAGAAUAAAUCGUCCCUCGAGCACCAUGGGCGGCAGGGACGAAACCGGCACACCAGACCCUGUUGAGAAAGGGUUCGCCACCCUCAGUACCAUCCGGAUCGGUGUGAAAGCUAUGGUACAGAAAGAUGGAGAGUUACGGAAAGCGGAAAUCUUGUCUAUAAAGCAGCGAAAAGACGGCCCUUCCUUUUAUGUCCAUUAUGUUGAUUUCAACAAGCGUCUUGAUGAGUGGAUUGCCUCAUCACGCAUCGAUCUGUCGCAUGAAGUCGAAUGGCCCCAGCCAGAGAAACCGGAGAAGAAGAAAGCCGGCCCCGGCAACAAAGCACCCAGCAAGAACACGCAGAAACGCGCCAGAGCCGAGAGCCGCGAUGUCUCAGUCACCCCAGAUCUCCUCACGGGGAAGAACGCCAACGUCGGCAAAGCCCAGCGUCCCUCCAAGGCGGGUGGGAAGGAGAACCGCGGCGAUGAGACGCCGGCCAACCUCUCCAUCGGCGGCGGCUCCGAGGCCGUCUCCGCGGACGGGACCCCCAAGCCGGAAUCCGACGACGUGGACAUGGUCGAUGUCAGUUUCUCCAAAGACGUCAAGGAAGAAGAGAAAGCGCUGGGCCUCAUGUCCCGCGAAGAGGAGAUCGAGCGGCUGCGGACCAGCGGCAGUAUGACGCAGAACCCGACGGAGAUCCACCGCGUGCGGAACUUGACGCGACUGCAGAUGGGCAAGUACGAUGUCGAGCCGUGGUAUUUCUCGCCCUACCCGGCCUCGUUCUCGGACGCGGACAUUGUGUACAUCGAUGAGUUCUGCCUGGGGUACUUCGACAACAAGCGGUCGUUCGAACGCCACCGCUCCAAGUGCACGCUGGUGCACCCGCCCGGCAACGAGAUCUACCGGGACGACUACAUCUCCUUCUUCGAGGUCGACGGGCGCCGGCAGCGCACCUGGUGCCGGAAUCUCUGUCUGCUCAGCAAGCUGUUCCUGGACCACAAGACGCUCUACUACGACGUCGACCCCUUCCUGUUCUACUGCAUGUGCAGCCGCGACGAGACCGGCUGCCACCUGGUCGGCUACUUCUCGAAGGAGAAGGAUUCCGCCGAGGGCUACAACCUGGCCUGUAUCCUGACGCUGCCCCAGUACCAGCGUCGAGGCUACGGUCGUCUCCUGAUCUCGUUCAGCUACGAGUUGAGCAAGCGAGAGGGCAAACUGGGCUCGCCCGAGAAGCCCCUCAGUGAUCUGGGUCUGCUGGGCUACCGACAAUACUGGCGAGAGACGCUCGUGGAGAUCCUCAUGGAGUCUGGACGGGAGAACAUCAGCGAACACGACCUAUCCUUGCAGACCUCCAUGACCGAGAAAGAUGUCCAUGAAACACUGGUCGUGUUCAACAUGCUUAGAUAUCAUAAAGGCAACUGGGUCAUAGUCCUCACCGACCAAGUGGUCGAAGAGCACAAAAAGCGUCUCGAGAAGGAAAAGCUCAAGGGGGCUCGCAAGAUCGAUCCCGCCCGCCUGCAAUGGAAGCCGCCAGUCUUCACUGCCUCAUCGCGCACGUGGAACUGGUAAGGCGGACGUGGUGCUGUGUGGCCUUGCCAUAAGGUUUGCCUAUGGUCAAUGGUCUAAACAAGACUUUUCUAGCUCGCCAAGUAAAGCGAGGAUUGAUACCCCCUCUUCGCCUCCCUUCUUCAUUUACGAAUUUUGUUUUCUCGGAGUUCGGUGCUGCCUCUUAGAGAUGAUUUGCCUUUGUUUCUGUCCGGGGUGUUUGGUGAUCUUAUGGUGUUGAAGAGGGAACCGGGGUGUUUUUUGUUUCUCUCUAGUUGAGCCUUUUUUUUUUCUUGGACGGUGUAAUUUUACGAUCUUCUAGUCUAUGGAGCAGGGAACAGGUGAUGUUUCGCUGGAUGGUG
Aspergillus fijiensis CBS 313.89 is the source of this 1975-nucleotide messenger RNA. RefSeq names its product NuA4 histone acetyltransferase complex catalytic subunit ESA1. The transcript is spliced from 6 exons. NCBI's taxonomy places the organism in Eukaryota, Fungi, Ascomycota, Eurotiomycetes, Eurotiales, Aspergillaceae. Gene Ontology annotation, molecular function: histone acetyltransferase activity. Bases 117 to 1637 code for a protein of 506 amino acids. The record is from RefSeq and is a predicted model, not a curated record. Gene Ontology annotation, biological process: regulation of DNA-templated transcription.